Mesitornis unicolor (brown roatelo) is the source of this 1671-nucleotide messenger RNA. Its product is annotated as condensin complex subunit 1-like. Gene Ontology annotation, cellular component: condensed chromosome, centromeric region. NCBI's taxonomy places the organism in Eukaryota, Metazoa, Chordata, Aves, Mesitornithiformes, Mesitornithidae. Gene Ontology annotation, biological process: mitotic chromosome condensation; meiotic chromosome condensation. Gene Ontology annotation, molecular function: histone binding. The record is from RefSeq and is a predicted model, not a curated record.
CCAGCACUGAGCAAGAGCAGUGCACCUUUUCGACUGCCGCAGAACCACGUGCUCUUUGGGUCCCUGAGUGAGGCUGUGAGUAAAGGCUUUGCCCAGCCAAGCAGUCACUGGAUCCCCUUCAUGGAGGCAGCAGUGAUGCUCAUCUACCAGCUAGCAGAAGGCCCAGAGGAGAUAUGUGCUCACAUUCUCCAGGUGUGCAGUCAGCAAGCACUGGAGAAGCUACAGGAGGCUGAUGGGCAAAAAGCCAAUCCAGGGGUUUCUCCCAGCAGAGUCUCUGAUGGUGCUAGCAGUCUCCCCACGCUCCUGCUGAUGCACCUGGUGUCCCUUGUGGGACAGGUGGCAAUGCAGCAGGUAGCAUAUUUGGAAGUGUCAGUUAUUGCAGAGCUACGCAGGCGCCGGGUCCUCAGAGAGAAGAAGGACAACAAGCAUUCUGACAGCAGCAUGAAGCAGCAGACACGCCAGAGCACAGGAAACGAGACCACUCUGGAGGAGGAGCUGGGCCUCGUGGGAGCCUCAGCUGAGGACACGGAGGCUGAGCUCAUCCGCAGUAUUUGUGAGACAGAACUUCUCGAUGGGAAGCACCUGUUCUCAGCCUUUGUUCCCCUGGUGCUCAAGAUCUGCAACAGCCCUGGGCUCUACAGUGAUCCGGCGCUCUCGGCUGCUGCAGCCCUGGCUCUUGGCAAACUCUGCAUGAUCAGCUCCGAGUUCUGUGACUCCCAUCUGCGCCUGCUGUUCACUAUGAUGGAGAAGUCCACUCUGCCUGGUGUGAGAUCCAACCUGGUUAUUGCAGCAGGAGAUCUGGCCAUCCGUUUCCCCAACCAGGUGGAGCCUUGGGCAUCACAUCUCUAUGCCAGGUUGCGGGACCCCUGCCCAAGCGUGAGGCAGACGGCUGGACUGGUGCUGACUCACCUCAUCCUCAAAGACAUGGUCAAGGUGAAAGGCCAAGUGAGCGAAAUGGCAACUCUGCUUAUAGACCCAGAGGAAGAAAUCGCGGGAUUGUCUCAGAACUUUUUUCGUGAACUCUCCAGCAAGGGUAAUGCCAUCUAUAACCUGCUUCCAGACAUCAUCAGUCGUCUCUCGGAUCCUAACUGUGGCGUAGAAGAGGAAUCCUUCCACACUAUUAUGAGACAUCUCUUCUCCUAUAUUACAAAAGACAAACAGACAGAGAGCUUGGUGGAGAAACUUUGUCAGCGAUUCCGGACUGCCAGAACCGAGCGUCAAUAUCGGGACCUGUCCUACUGCCUUACGCUGCUUCCCAUCUCGGAGCGUGGCCUUCAGAAGCUGCAGGACAACUUUGACUGCUUUGCAGACAAGCUUCAAGACCCAGCCGUCCACAGCUGCUUCCAAACUGUGCUGUCUCGAUUCCGCAGAGCCGGCGGCAAACCAGAGAUUAAAGUUCUGGCUGAAGACCUGGAGCAGAAGCUGGCUGCUUCCCAUAACCAAGGGCUGGAUUCAGCAGAGACGUGCCAGGAAGGCAGUGCAACCCCAAUGCCAGCCAAGCAGAAACCAACAGCAGCAAGUUCACGCCGCCAGCCCUGCGCAGCCAGCAAGGAUGAAGAUUUUGUCACACCCCAGCCUCGUGCCGUUCGAAACCAUAAGCGUGCCCAAAAGCACCCUCGCCCAAAAAAGCUGUUAUCACCUUCUCCAGUGAUGAGAGCAGCUCUGAGGACG